GAGAGAGCGAGCGAGAGAGAGAGAGAGAGAGAGAGGGAGAGGGAGCGAGGAGACAUACUGGUUAAAGGCUACGACAAAAACCAUGACGAUAAUGGAGUCAAGGCGGUGGAGGAUGUCGGAUUUACCAGAAAGGACUGUUGAAAUUUGACAGAGGGCUCGUGUCAAAGAGAGCGCUGCAUUUUUUGAUUUCUCCUGCUCGUUCCGCCGCGUUUGGUUUCCACACGCUGCGUGGACAUCAGAAAAAAAAAAAGGCGAGCAGAGGCAGAGGAGCACCCCCACGGAUGCAUUGGAAGGUAAAAACGAGCUCUACCGCUGGCGCUACAGGCACCAUCUCACCCCCCGUAUGGUGAUAAAGGACAUCCUGAAGAAAAGCUCCGGACUGAUGGAUGAAGAGGAACAACAGCUUUAGCCCCCUCCACCUGGCGAUUGGGAAGGAACUAAAUCCUAUUCUGAUGGAUUUUUGGUUAAUCAUUCAUGGUGUAGCCCCAAGGAAAAACCAGCAAUGUUGAAUCACUGGUGUUGGUAAAUUAUUCAUCAGAGGUAGAAGUAGAUUAUGAUUUUAUAUUGCUUUAAUGUAGCAUUUCCUAUAUUUCAUUUUUUGUAAUGUGUUGUCUUUUGGGGUCAUAUACAUAUUUUCAGGUUCCAUGAUUUUUUUAGGCCCAUUCCAGAAAGAGCCAAAGCGGGGGAAAUCUUAGCGCAAAGAGAGCUUGGGAUAUUUAUGUGUCAAUCUGUGUGGGGGGGUUCUACAUAUCCAUAUUAUUUUUCUUGUAAGAGUAAACAAAGACAGAUCACGGGGUGCAAAAGAAGAAAGAAAAAAACAGAAAUAUGUUGCCCUCACAAGAAGCCUCCAAGAUCUACCAUGACAACUACAUGCGCAACUCCCGGGCCAUCGGGGUUCUGUGGGCCAUCUUCACCAUCUGCUUCGCCAUCGUCAACGUGGUGGUGUUCAUCCAGCCCUACUGGAUCGGCGACAGCGUCAAGACGCCGCACAUCGGCCACUUCGGCCUGUUCCACUACUGCGUGGGCAGCGUGCAGGCGUCCAGCCGGGACCUCACCUGCGUGGGCAGCUUCUCCGACUUCGGCUCCAUCCCGUCGGGAGCCUUCAAGGCCGCCUCGGUGUUCGUGCUGCUGUCCAUGGUGCUGAUCCUCAGCUGCAUCGCCUGCAUGGCGCUCUUUUUCUUCUGCAACACCUCCACCGUUUACAAGACCUGUGCCUGGAUGCAGCUGCUGUGCGGAGUGUGCCUGGUGCUGGGUUGCAUGAUCUUCCCCGACGGAUGGGAUGCAGAAGUGAUCCGGGAUAUGUGUGGGGAGCAUUCAGGAAAAUACUCUCUGGGUGACUGCUCAGUACGCUGGGCCUACAUGCUGGCCAUCAUGGGCAUCCUUGACGCCCUCAUCCUCUCCUUCCUGGCCUUUGUCCUGGGAAACAGGCAGACAGACUUCUACCUUGAUGAUCUGCAGACAGAUAACAAAGAUUUUGCUGUUUCAAGGAUUGAGGUACGAGACAGAAGAGAGCCACGAUACGGAGUGCAACGUCUUCGCUGAGGGCAACAAUGGCACUGAACAAAUUCCGUUUAUCUCUUUCUCCUCUCUUAUUCUCUUUGCCCUCUGUUCUUCUCCUUUCCUAUCCAAUGAUCAGGAUAUCACCCAAUUUCAAUGCAGACACCAAGUGUACAGGAUUGUGUAUGAUAAAAAAAAACAACUACCACAAACACAUGGGGAUAAACUAUAUUUUGAAAAAAAAUAAUAAUACAAGGUUGUACAGUGCAUUUAACGCUCAGCUUUCUCAACAAAUACCUUUAUGAUGAAAGAUAUUUACUGUAUUUAGAGUCUUGAUUUUUAUGUGAGAACUCCAAUCCUUAAGAUGAAGAACCAUAAUGUCCGUUUUACAGUUCUUUCUUUAAAGUGUCGCCAUUUGCUGAUUUUGAGUUUGCGUGAUGUGUACGUCCAUAGCAUCGACCGACAAAUUAGUGGCACUCCUCGUACAGUUACAGAGGGAAGACUCGCAAUCUAGCCGAACGUCCAUUAUUACACUCUUCAGAGAAAAAAAAAAAAAAAAAAAAACACUACAGGGACUGGUAUGGCUCUUCAUCUAAGGACUUUUAAAUGUGAGGAAUUUAAAGGAGUACCCCAUUGCAGCUUAACAGAAUUUAACAUCUCUGGGAGAUUCUCUACUGUACAUACGAAACAAUGUAAAUAACAUGACUGCUGACGCAAACAGCCGACAACAAAACCUCAUCUGACUCUGAUGCAUUCGAGUAUAGUGUUUCUACCCUUGGUUUCGGUGUUGCUUGUGCUGGAAGAGCAUCUGAGUACAUGCAUAUUUGCUGUGUCCCCAUGAUUCCUCACAACUGAUUUAGUGGGAUCACACAGAUGGGAAUAACACAGAUUUCAUAGCUGGAAGAUCCACAGAGAAGCAGAGCACCGUGACUCAGAAUAAUUGUGUUUGAUCACAUUUUUAUUUAUUUAUUUUUGGACAAGAAAAAAAAAAAAGACACUUAUCCUGCGUCAAAAUGGCCUCAAAGGAAGCUGCUUAUUGUAGAUUUUCACCCUACAGUAUGUUGUAGAUUUUAAUGUGGAAAUUAACUGCAGCUGUCAUGUAGAAAAUUUUUGUUUUUUUUUGUGUGUCUCACUCAUUUCUGCCAUCUCAAGAUCCCUCUCUUCAGUGUGCAGUUUACGCCAGUUUAUUGUUCCAGCAUUCAGUGAUCAGUUUACGCUACAGAUGUCUUAAGAGUCUCUGAAUAUGACUGCUAGAGUUGGCCCCAAGUGCUGCAUUGUCUUAAGAAGAUGUCACUUAUAUGCCUCUUUGAAACAGUUUAUAGAUGCCACAAAAAUCACUGGGGGGGGGGGGGGGGGCAACCAUCUAUAGUAAUAUUUGCGUUACGGCAGUCCAUAAAUACAGCUAAUGUGACAAAGA
Molecule: messenger RNA, 2914 nt
Organism: Fundulus heteroclitus (mummichog)
Lineage: Eukaryota; Metazoa; Chordata; Actinopteri; Cyprinodontiformes; Fundulidae
Gene: lhfpl4a
Product: LHFPL tetraspan subfamily member 4a
Exons: 4
Coding region: 826-1542 (238 amino acids)
Biological process (GO): gamma-aminobutyric acid receptor clustering; sensory perception of sound
Cellular component (GO): plasma membrane; inhibitory synapse; postsynaptic membrane
Molecular function (GO): GABA receptor binding
Source: RefSeq, a predicted model, not a curated record